UUCUCGCUAGUUCAAUGGCAGCUGAAAACUUGCUCUAAUUCUUGGACUCAGCAGCCUUUCCCUUUUGUCAGAUCCUUGCCUUUCCCGGUUCCUAGGCUGCUGUCCCGAAUCCUCAGUUAACACUCCUUUCCUUUAGCUCUCUGCUUAGUCCUCGCCGACAAUGCCGCCGCCCCAACCGACGCCCAAGAAGGCCGUGCCCGCACCCGACUACAAAACCGUCGCCGCCCAAUGGGCAGCUGCAAAGCGCGCCAAGGAGAUUGAGGAUGCGGAUCGCAAGGAUGUCGACGACGAGAAGGAGGAUCGUGGACAAGUCAGCGAGCGGGAGCAGAGGAGGGCGCGGCUUGAGGCGGCGCGCAAGGCGGGCUACCAGGCCCGGUGGCUGUGGACGACGGGCUUCUGGGUCUGGAUGACGUGCAUCCACCUCGUGGGCAUUGCCUGCUUCACCAGCGGGUUUCUGCUGACGAGGCUCGUUCUGGAGGACAAGGCGCGUUGUGACGAGCCGCCAACCGGUAAUUCGAGCGUGCCGCACCUGCUGCCGGCGUGGCCGGGCAAGGGCACCGUCGACGGCGGCUGCUGGCAUCCCAGGACGUUUGAACGAGCCGUGAUCGUGGUCAUCGACGCGCUGCGGUACGACUUUACCGUGCCCGUCGAGGACAAUGCGCCGUUCCAUAACGCAUUUCCGUUCAUGUACGAGACGGCCGUGAGGGAGCCGAGGAAUGCGUUUCUCCGGCCGUUCAUUGCUGAUCCGCCGACGUCGACGCUGCAGAGGUUGAAGGGCUUGACCACGGGGACGCUGCCGACGUUUGUCGACCUGGGCAGCAGCUUCUCGGGCACGGCAAUUGAGGAGGAUAAUCUUCUUAUGCAGCUCCGGGAUGCUGGAAAGCGCAUUGUGCAUCUGGGGGACGACACGUGGGAGGCCCUCUUUCCUGGCUACUUUGUGGGAAACCUGAGCAGGGCGUACGACAGCUUCAAUGUCUGGGACUUGCACACAGUCGAUAAUGGCGUCAUGGAGCACAUCUUCCCCCUAAUGAGCCGGAAAGACGAGUGGACCCUCCUCGUCGGACACUGUUUGGGUGUCGACCAUGCCGGCCACAGAUAUGGACCUAACCACCCUGAGAUGACGAAGAAAUUGCGCCAGAUGGAUGACUUUAUUCGCCGCCUGGCCGCGACUGUGGACGACAAGACACUGCUGGUCGUGAUGGGCGAUCAUGGCAUGGACGAGAAGGGCGAUCACGGCGGCGAGAGCGACGACGAAGUUCAGGCUGCUCUUUGGAUGUACUCCCCGAAAGGCAUCUUUGGCAGGACGAAGCCCGAGUAUGUCGUGCCUCCGUCCACGGCCAAGAUCCGCCCGGUUAACCAGAUUGAUCUCGUCCCCACCCUGGCCCUAUUGUUGGGUAUCCCUAUCCCUUUCAAUAACCUUGGACGGCCAAUUGAGGAAGCCUUUGCUGGUGCUGACGGCACCGCAUGGGAGAAUCUCGCUGCUGUGGAGCGGAUGACGGCAGCUGGUAUCAAGCGGUACCAGACGUCCUAUUUUACCGUUCGGGGUAUCGAACAGUCUUCGGCCCCUGGCUCCCCUGCAGACCUGUGGGACAAGGCUGAAGCUCUGAUCUCCAAGGGUGGGAAACUGGACUGGGCCGCUGUCUUCUCUGCUUUCGCCUCGUACCAGGAAGGGACGCUGCGUCGAUGCAAGGAAUUGUGGGCGAGAUUUGACCUCAAGAAUAUGAUUACCGGUAUUGUUAUCAUGGCUCUUGGGGUCAUUGUUCUUCUCCUUUAUGUUGCCAGUGGUGGAGACGACGAUGUCAUUGACGAUCCAGAGCUGGAUCUCGCAGAGAGAACUCUUGAGCUGCAGGGCGUCAAGGCUGACGCUGAAGUAGCGCCUUCAGACCUUGACAAGCGUCUAGUUUCCCCCGCCCUCCUUGGGGCAUUGCCUGGCUUCUUCGGCGGUGUCAUCCACUCGUUUGUCUCAGGGGAAGGUGAUUGGUACCGAGGUUCCACUCUUGCCGCCCUCACCAGCAUCGCGACAGUCAUGGUCUCGAUGCCAGAUGUGAGAAUAGCCGCCUGGAAUAUCUUGCCAAAGACACUCUGGGGUUGGUUGGCCCUAGUCUUUACCAUCAGCCAGUCUGUCGGCUUUGCCUCUAAUUCCUACACAAUCUGGGAGGACUCGAUCCUUCUGUUCUUCAUGACAACCUUUGGCUUUAUCACGGCUCUAUCCGCGCUCAGGCUACCCUCCCUCGCUGACCGUUACCUGAGCAUCUAUCACUCGGUCCUCUUCGUGCUACUCGGGCGUUUGGCUUCUUUCUCCAAGCUCUGUCGUGAAGAACAGAUGCCGUACUGCAGCUCGACGUAUUACGCCUCCUCAACAUCUUCGACCUCAGCGCCCUGGCAGCUGGUCAUCCCCUUUCUGGUCUGCAUCAUUCUCCCAUCUAUCAUCAAAGCCUACCUACAGCAGACCCGGUCCUACGAGGGCCUAGCCCCAAGCUGGAUCGGCUACGUCUUCCGCACAGGCCUCUUCAUGUCAGCCCUCUACUGGCUCCUCGAUUCCGCCGACAACGGCAACUGGAUCCCCGGCCUACCGGACAAGACAGUCAAAACCAUAUCCGUGUAUACCGCCCAGAUGGUCCUCGGCCUGGCCCUCGUAGCCGGCACAACAGCCUUUAUCUGGGCGCCGCCCUGCGUCUCCAUCGUCACCUCUGCCCUGCCUUCGCAGCCAGGCAAAGCCCAAGUCGCCAUUCUGGGCUACGCCAACGCCCACGGCGCGCGGUAUCUCCUGCUUCCCCUCAACAUUCUCGGCGCGUGCUUCUUGCUCUCCAAACCCAUGGGCGCCGGCGCACUAGGCGUCAUGAUCUGGCAGAUCCUCUCCCUUCUUGAGAUCCUAGACCUCAACAACCUUUCCACCUCGCCCAUCGGCCCCGUCAUGCUCGCCGUGCUCGGCACCUUCCACUUCUUCAAGACGGGCCACCAGGCCGUGCUGAGCUCGAUACAGUGGGACAGCGCCUUCAUCCCGCUCUUCACCAUCCGCUACCCGUACACCCCAAUCAUCGUCGCCCUGAACACGCUGGCGGGCCAGAUCCUUGCCACCUCGGCCGUUCCCCUCCUCGUGCUCUGGAAGGCAGGGCCAAAACGCAAGCGCGUGCUCGAGUCCGUCAGCCGCGCCCUCGGCGCCUUCGUCGCCUACUUCGCCGUCGAGAGCCUCGCCACCAUGCUCUGGGCCGGCCACCUCCGCCGCCACCUCAUGCUGUACCGCGUCUUCAGCCCGCGCUUCAUGACGGCCGCCGUCGCGCUGCUGGCCGUUGACGUUGUGGUAAUAGUGGUCGCGCUUGCCGGGGUCAGGGUCAAUACCAUGGCCGUUGGGGAGGUUUUUGGGUGGGCCGAGUAGACCGUUAUCUCAUUCUGCCGUGGUCUCGAAGACCGUCGGACUGGGAAUAUGUACAGAUAGAUCAAGAGAGGGAAGGGCGUUCCCCGAAUUUAUUUGUUUUUCAAUAGUUGGGACAUGGACUUGUGCAUCGAUAGAGCUUGUGAAGGUGAUCGAACUUCGUUCUAGGUUCUAGGGCUAUAGAAUGGUAUACCCCUCUGGAGGAUAAUCCUAGAUAGCCUGAGUCUGUCGCAAGGGUUAUGAAUGUCAUGUACCCGUCAUCUCAUCUUACACCCGUCUAAUAUUCAAAUGUCUACAAAUAGACGAUACUCCUUGC
Canariomyces notabilis is the source of this 3689-nucleotide messenger RNA. RefSeq lists its product as uncharacterized. Gene Ontology annotation, molecular function: mannose-ethanolamine phosphotransferase activity. Gene Ontology annotation, cellular component: endoplasmic reticulum membrane. The transcript has a single exon. Lineage: Eukaryota; Fungi; Ascomycota; Sordariomycetes; Sordariales; Chaetomiaceae. The record is from RefSeq and is a predicted model, not a curated record. Gene Ontology annotation, biological process: GPI anchor biosynthetic process. The coding region runs from base 161 to 3376 and encodes 1071 amino acids.